Pocillopora verrucosa is the source of this 2742-nucleotide messenger RNA. RefSeq names its product signal peptide peptidase-like 3. Gene Ontology annotation, biological process: membrane protein proteolysis. The record is from RefSeq and is a predicted model, not a curated record. Gene Ontology annotation, molecular function: aspartic endopeptidase activity, intramembrane cleaving. Lineage: Eukaryota; Metazoa; Cnidaria; Anthozoa; Scleractinia; Pocilloporidae. Gene Ontology annotation, cellular component: lumenal side of endoplasmic reticulum membrane; cytoplasmic side of endoplasmic reticulum membrane; Golgi-associated vesicle membrane.
GUAAAUAACAACACGAUCGAUUUCUCUCUUGCACCAAGUGCUUGCACGGAUGUUUCGUUCUGGACAGACAGCUGAUGCAACUAUUUAAGUGUAACCAUCCUAUUUUGAAGCUGCGUGACAGACAUAAACUCUAAAAUACAGGCACAAAUCACUUAUCCUGCUCGUUACAGAAGCUUUAAGGAACGUUAAAUGAUGAAGAUUUGAAUAUCCUAUCAACUUGCCAUGGAGGAAGAAGAAGAACCGCAAUGGAUCUACAUGUUUACUGACACUUCAAGAGUUCUCACAAUCGUUAUAUCCAUAUUACUUAUCGUAUAUGGCAGUUUUAGGGCUUUAGGGUUGGACAAAACAUAUAAUAAUUCAGAAGAUCCAGAAGAUGAGCAGUCAAACCAGAAUGAUACACCUUUCUCAAGACUUAUGGAUGGGUUCCAGACCAUCAACACUGCCCAAGCUGUAUUCCUUCCAGUUGGGGCCUCAUUCUCCCUUCUUGUGAUGUUUUUCUUUUUUGAUACUCUUCAGUUUUUCUUUGCACUGUGCACAGCUGUGCUAGCCAUGGUUGCUUUUUCUUUUGUGCUUUUACCUGUUUGUCAGUUUCUUACCAAACCCUGCUUCACCAACAAUAAUCAAAAGCUCUACAUUGGCUUCUGUGGACGAUUUACACCAGCAGAAGUUAUGUCACUUGUGUGUUCUGGUGUUUUAGUUAUGGUGUGGAUUGUCACAGGACAUUGGGUUCUCAUGGAUGCGUUAGCCAUGGGCCUUUGUGUUUCCAUGAUUGCCUAUAUACGUUUACCAAGCCUCAAAGUGUCCACUCUUCUGUUAAUAGGCCUCUUAAUUUAUGAUGUAUUUUGGGUUUUCUUUUCAAGUUACAUAUUUAAAGCAAAUGUUAUGGUUCAGGUUGCCACACAGCAGGCCGCUAAUCCUGUGUCUAUAAUGGCAAAUAAAUUGAAAAUGAAUCCAGUAGGAAAUAUCUCUCCACAAAUAUCUCUUCCAGGAAAAUUAGUUUUUCCAAGUAUGCAAGACAGAAGCAGAUUCUCCAUGUUGGGACUUGGAGAUAUAGUUAUGCCAGGCCUUCUCCUGUGUUUUGUAAUGAGAUAUGAUAAAUACAAGAAGCAGGCAGCCGUAGCAGCAGACACAGAACAAGCCAGAGUAACAUAUUUUCAUUGUUCUCUUAUUGGAUAUAUUGUAGGUUUAGUGACGGCUACUGUGGCAUCUGAGGUGUACAAAGCUGCCCAACCUGCGCUUCUUUAUCUUGUUCCGUUUACGCUUCUACCAAUUUUAGUUAUGGCUUAUCUGAAGGGCGAUUUACGGAAAAUGUGGCAAGAACCCUUUGUGGUUGCUGGUGCGAAAUUUAAAUUACUGGAAGUAUAACACAUGUCAAAGCCUAGACAGAACAUUCAAUAUAGCGAAAAGAUAGCGUCAAGAUGAGUCAAGUACUACCAUGUUGCCGAUAGAGCGCUUUCCGAUCGAGUGUCGUAAAAAAAUAAAGACCAAAGUAAUUAGAACAGCCAAGGAAAUCACCUUUCAGAGCUCAAAAGUAAAACAGACCAAACGCGGGAAAACGCAGAUGACCAAGUCGUGAUAUAUUUAGUUUUGCAUCUUAUUGGUCGAGAGAGUUGCGUGAGGACCAAUCAUAAAGCGAAGUAAAGCAAAAACUAAUGAAUCCCAGAUCACUUUCGACACUCAGUCGUAAAUUGCUCUAUUGUAUCAAGAGAACUGUUCUUUAAUUUGCUUUUGAUGCAAUAGUCACUUGAUGUCCCAGUAAAGUUUGGAAGCUUGAGCUGGAAGUUGGCUAAAAGAUGGAAACAGCGAACGAACAAAAAACAUCUGCGAAGUAAUCUUAAAUGAUAAUUUAGAACAUUCAUAUGGUACUUUCUUGCUUUGCAUAGAAUGGAACUUUCAUUCAAGGAACACCAUUAGGUGUUCAAACUUGUUUAAGAAAAACCUUGCAAAAAUGUUUCAAAAUGUACUAUAAGGUGGACAGAACAGAGAAUGGAAUUACGUACAUUAGCCAUGUCUUUGUUCUCCCAUAGCUCGUUAGGAAAUGACAUUCAGUGGCAGAGCGCGUAGUAUUUAUUUAAUUGUGUUAUUCCCAGAUUUUUAAUAACUAAAUUUGAUUGGCUAAAUGACAAGAAAGGAACGUUGCUUUCGGUUAGGAGAAUAUCAACAAUUUACCUGAAAUGACCAGGGAAGAUUAUCACGAAAGAUUUCUUUUUGGGAGACAAUGAUGUAUGUAAAGAAUUUAUAAAUUGUAUCACAAGAAGGAUUAUCUUGUACGAAAUCACUCUCAAUUAAGAAGAUAAGUAUUGUGUAAAGUGGACAUAAUGUAUGAAUUUCUUACGUUCUUGAUUUAAGCCUCUUGCUGUUUCACGAUGGUGGCGACUGUCGUGUGUUUUGUUACUUCUCUUUCAUAAAUUGCCGUAUGUUUACAGAAAGCGUCUUGCUAGCGCACCUAACUCAAAAACAGUCCAUUGAUAACAAGUUAUGGUAAAUGUUUGGUUAGGUAGGGGUGGGUAUGUAGUUGUUCAGAUACUGACACUGAUUCGCCGUUUCUAAGCCUGUUUGUUCUCAAGUGUUUUUCGUAAUGCCACUACGAGUAUCGAGUGAUAAAGAGAUUUAUGUAAGCAUCUCAAACAACGGCUGGAAGAAAUAAAUUUGUAAGUGGCCGGCUUGUAAAUGGUAGGCUUAGCGUAUUUAUUAUGUGAAAAGCUUAAGCAUCAGUGUAGGUUUUUUUUUCAAUGGGUAAAG